CACAAUACCCAUUGAAAUUCGUUCAUAAUUCUGUCGCAUUGAAUUUUCGCGUCAAAAAUCGCUCGUUCUCCUGCGAAGAUGAAAGCAUUUGAUAUAUCAGCAUUCUUUCUGGACCUCAUAGAGAAUGAGCGUGAUAUGUCUCCAGCCAUUGCAGCUAUGAAGGCACUUAUGGAAGCUUUGAGACUAGAUGAUUCUACAACAUUGCAAGAGUUUAUUGAGAAAAUGAAACUUGCAAGAAAUACAUUGAGCAAAAUGGAUGUUUCUGUUGUGUCUGUUUCUUCUGGGUGUGAACUGUUCUUGCGCUUCAUUACUCUGGCUCACUCGGAACUAGAACAGGCUACGGACUUUGCAUCGUGUCGUGAAAUUUUGCUGCGUAGAGGUGAGGGUUUUGUCAAAAGCAUGCAAGACAGCCGUAAGAAGAUACUGAAAAACAGCAGUAGCCUAAUUAAAGAUGGGAUGGUGAUUCUUACCCACUCAAAGUCGAGAAAUGUUUUAGCAGUUAUGGCUGAAGCUGCUAAGCAGGGUCGUCAGUUCAAGGUGUUUGUUACAGAAUCUCAGCCGGAUUGUUCUGGUCGCAGAAUGGCAGAAGAUCUCAAGGGAGCAGGCAUCUCUUGCACUGUGAUUUUGGACGCAGCUGUAGCUUAUGUCAUGGAGAAAGUGGAUGCCGUUAUGCUUGGAGCAGAAGGGGUUUGUGAGAAUGGUGGAAUUAUUAACAAAAUUGGAAGUUGCAACGUAGCCACCUUAGCACACCUGAAGAAUAAGCCUGUGUAUGUCCUGGUGGAGAGUUUCAAGUUCCUUCGCAUUAUUCCUCUCAACAAUUCUUCUCUGCCUAAAACAUAUCUGCAUAAAGCAUCGGUUUUGAAUUCUGGGGAAGAUGUCUUCAGUGAGCAUCCUUUGGUUGAUUACACGCAUCCAGAAAAUGUUACGCUGCUGUAUACAGAUCUUGGCGUCCUCCCUACAUCUGCGGUCACUGAAUAUCUCAUCAAGUUGUAUACCUAGGCAAAAUGACCUUAGGAGAGAACGUGCAUCGCAAGCUUCUGAUGUCAGGUUACAAAUGAGGUUUAAUGCGCUGUGUAGAGUGAACAUUGUUGUGUGCAACCAAAAGAUUUAGUGGUUUUGGAGCAACUCCCAGGAAAUGCAUAUCCAAUACACAACAGAACUCUCACUCUGUUAAGAAAGGGAUUGUGGGUCAAACACCAGAUUCAGAAAGAAUCACAGAUUUCAUUUGCAGAUUUUUCUGUCACAUGACUUUUUGUGUAGGUCCUCAUAAGCUUGCUUACAUUGUUCUGUAGAUUUUUAUUUGAUUCAAAAUAUUUUUUUUCUUUAUAAAAA
Molecule: messenger RNA, 1332 nt
Organism: Macrobrachium nipponense
Lineage: Eukaryota; Metazoa; Arthropoda; Malacostraca; Decapoda; Palaemonidae
Gene: eIF2Balpha
Product: translation initiation factor eIF2B subunit alpha-like
Exons: 7
Coding region: 79-999 (306 amino acids)
Biological process (GO): translational initiation
Cellular component (GO): eukaryotic translation initiation factor 2B complex
Molecular function (GO): translation initiation factor activity; guanyl-nucleotide exchange factor activity
Source: RefSeq, a predicted model, not a curated record